CGGUCUUUGGAGUAGCAUGCAACGGCAGCGGUAUCGCCCAUGUCGACGUCGUCAUGGGCGAGCGUGACGAGGCCCGGCGGCAGUCGCAGAAAAGUAAAAAUCGAGGGAGAGAAGCGACAGACGUUGGAAUUUCGAGGUCCAGCGUAUGGGGGACGAGUUACUAUCUAACCCAUCUUCCGAUUCAAUCUUUCGAAAGAUGGGUUACUUUCCCCAGCCAGCCCUUCGGUGAAAAGCCAAACGCUAAAGGUAAAAGACUUGGAGAAAGAGGCGGGGGAAUCUGCGAGGGAGGAAGAUAGUAUGUAAAAGAUGACAACCAAUUUUGUUGCCAGAGAAAUGGCCGCACCCUCCGCAGCAGUGCGCUCCGAUAGCCUCCACACAGCAACCAGCUAUCGAGACCGGUGGCAAGGGGAUUAAUCAGGAAGAAGGUAGAGUGUGCGACAGCGUCAUUGUGUGCUGGAGCUCCAGUCUGGGUUUAUCAAAGACAUCGAGUCUUGAAUCUCGGGAGCUUUGAAGUACAAAGCUGUUGGCAGAGACCAGACCAGGCCAUCAUCAGUGCUGGUGGGUUGCACACGAGCAAGACCAACAGGCGCGGGAACAGAUCAGAGGUAACGGAAGCUGUGGUGAUCGAUUAGUCAGCGUGUGAGUUUUGUGUCUGGGAGAUUGAGUUGUCUGUGAUGCCAUCGAGAGAGUGAGAGGUCAGGAGGGCACACAAGUAUGCACGGAAGAGGUAGUGAUGGCACCCACUCACUAGAGGGCUUGAUGGAAAAAGAAUGAGCCAUGAGUACUGCGCAAUGGGCCGAAUGGCUUUCCCGUGUAAGAAACCGCAAUGAGUGGCCUGUCCUCGCCUUAUUCAUAUCGGUGCGCUCAGACAAUUCAUUGCACUUGAGAAGCCGUUUCUUGCUCACAACCAACACCUUCAGUAAUUGCAGCUGGAGCUAGUACUGCUGGAGGAGCACCAUUUAGUCGUCUCAUUCCACCACUUUCUUCCUCACAUCUCUCCUGCCAGCCACAACUUCAGACGCCAAUUCAUUUCACUCCUUAAUCAUUCCUCUAGCCAUCGUUACCGACGGUGACUAGAGAUCGUGCUAUCACGAACCUGACUAUUGUGUUAAGUGAAGAUCACAUCUCUAGGACGUCGGCAGGGGUGUAACGAAAACAAUUGUUCUACGUUUUAGUGCAGUUGGUGGUGUUCCAGCAUUUCAAUGGACAAGCUCAGGGCAGUGGAAUAUCCUAUUAGCCUCGCCAUGGAUCCCAGCAUAGGAGGUCAGGCGCUUCACGAGGUCAGCACGCAGCACUCCCUACAACAAUUGUCGUACGAUCCCAGUUUCGCGGAGCGAGCGGCCAAGUAUUCCACAUUCGGCAGCUCGAACUAUGCGCAGCGGCCCCAAACAUAUUCAGCCUUCGACACGGGGAAACUACGAGAAAUGCUUAAAAAUGAGAUCAAAAUCCCUCGAAGCUCCAGCUUCAACCGGCUGGGUAACAUGGGCACCAACUCGGACAUGAGCCAGUUUGGGGAGGAGGAGAUGAAUCUCAAGCGUGACGAGGCUCACCCGAACUUAGAGGCUGGGCUGGAAGCCAUUGAGGGAGCAAAUCGCGCUAGAGCGUCAGCAUUGAACGAGUCUAGCGACGGACUCUCGCAGGAGAAUUCUUCCGGCUCCCAGCAAACUGGACUGCAGUCCAACCGGAGCGCAGCGCCGCCACGAAAGCGUAAAGGCUCUUCAAUAGCGGAGGAAAAAGGAAAGACGUCGACGUCAUCCGUUGUCUCCGACGGGAAAAACAGCAAGUCCCUGGAAGCUAACGAACAAACCUCCCUGAAGCGGCAGCGAUCGGGCCUUGUCAAGGCGGAGCGCAGUGCUAGUGAGAAUUCAGGCGACUCUGCCAGUCCCAGGUCCUUGAAGGCCACCUCGAAACCUCCUCAAGACCUUUCUAAGCAAGAUUACAUUCACGUCCGAGCACGACGAGGCCAAGCCACGGACAGCCACAGCCUUGCUGAAAGGGUCCGAAGAGAAAAGAUAAGCGAGCGCAUGAAGUUUUUGCAAGAUCUCGUGCCUGGCUGUAGCAAGAUCACGGGGAAGGCCGUCAUGUUGGACGAGAUCAUCAACUACGUGCAGUCGCUCCAGCGUCAGAUUGAGUUUCUGUCCAUGAAGCUGGCGGCCGUCAAUCCCCGGCUCGACUACAGCUACGACCUCCUGGGUAAAGACAUGCUACAGUCACGAUCUCCGGAGACGACGUUGCUGGGUCCUGACCCACUUUGCGGAUACGGGGAAAUGCAUCAUGGCCAAGUCCACCACUCCAUGCACAUGUCCUCAGGGUGCAGUUUGGAUAUGAGGGGGGCAGAGAGUGUCUGCGAUGCGUAUCUGCGUCAUUCCAUGAGCAUGCCGACGCUGGGAUCUUUGGUUUCUGCGGAUGAUUUCGGCGACCCUCUGUCUCAGGUUUGUGGAAACGGAGAUCUGCAAAGUGUGGUUGAGAUGGGGUUCAUUCAAGGCAGGCAAGGCUUGGGGUUUGGAUCGCAGGUCAGUCACGGAUCAAGUUUAUGUUUGUCAGGCAAGUUGAAGGUCGAGUUGUGAUGAUUUGGUGGAAGUUGGGGGAGUGGCAAUCAGCUGCUGCGUUGUAACGUUGAUCGAAAUGACAAACACGGUGUCGGAUGACAACACCUAUUGCAUGGGUUGUCAUCCGCAUCCUCCUCAGGGAUCAAAGAAUUCCAUUGUACAGUACACAAAAGGCCAACAAGAAAUGUUAUACGUUGACAAAAUCCUUAGACAAUCUCAUAAUGAAGGAGUUUCUCGGCGAAGGCGACCCUGGAAAGAACGAGAAAGAAAUGGGAGAAGUCGUGGCACAGGUGAUCAUUCACAAUUGUGGCAACUCCCGUCAACUGUGGUUGAAGACAGCAGUCGAAUUCUGUACAGCAGAAGAAAAAAAAAUCUGACAUCAAUUGCAGUAUUCCUCGCCGCCGGCAAGUUACGUGUAGCUGGUUGCGGAGGAGAGGGGUGCAAUCGCAAGUAACAAGUGUGGGCACCGUAAUGAAGUUUUAAAAUAUUUUUUGGACUGUGACUAUGCACAGAAAGGUUAACGUAGAUGCACGACGAGGUGGAGUGCCCGCAUACUCUGUCCAGACAAUUGCUGUGACAGCGUGCCUCUUCUCAGAAGCAUGCAGUUCCAUGUAGGAAAUAUUGAUCGACUAAUCAUUUAUUAAAACAACAUCAUUAAACUCUCAAAUUGCCCUUGA
Molecule: messenger RNA, 3226 nt
Organism: Physcomitrium patens
Lineage: Eukaryota; Viridiplantae; Streptophyta; Bryopsida; Funariales; Funariaceae
Biological process (GO): regulation of DNA-templated transcription
Cellular component (GO): nucleus
Molecular function (GO): protein dimerization activity; DNA-binding transcription factor activity
Source: RefSeq, a predicted model, not a curated record